Molecule: messenger RNA, 930 nt
Organism: Marasmius oreades (fairy-ring Marasmius)
Lineage: Eukaryota; Fungi; Basidiomycota; Agaricomycetes; Agaricales; Marasmiaceae
Exons: 4
Coding region: 1-930 (309 amino acids)
Molecular function (GO): ATP binding; ATP hydrolysis activity
Source: RefSeq, a predicted model, not a curated record
AUGAUGUCGUACAUAGUGCAAUUACAGCUUAAGCUUGCAUACCUCACUCAUCUCACCCGUUCCCUCACGUACUUAUCUACUUGCAGUUUCCGGUCGUUCGCGACGCGUCGAUCAUUCCGUUACAGCGAUAUCAUCAUGAAUUCCGAUUUUUGCACCAGCCGGACUACCCCAAUUCUCGAACUUCGACGACUGUCAUGUAGAACAGAGCAAGGCAUCGACAUUUUUGAAGAUUGCGAUCUCGUUGUAAACGACGGCGACGUCGUUAUCCUUCAAGGGAAAAGCGGGUCGGGCAAAACAACACUUCUAAAAUGCAUCGCCCACCUAAAUUUGUACGAAGGGGAGGCGCUACUACAUGGAAAGACGCCAAGAUCCUAUGGCGUGCCCUCUUACCGAAUAAAGGUCGCUUAUAUUCCCCAACGUCCCUCUAUUCUGCCUGGUACACCACGGGAUUUUCUGACCACAGCAAAAGCAUUCAAGGCACGGAGGAAAUCGGACGGAAAUGGAAAUGUCAACAACGUCACGGAGAUUGGGAACCCCAUCGAAGUAGCUCAAGCUUUUGGCGUCGAUGAAAACCUUUGGGACGAAAACUGGUCGCAUCUGAGUGGAGGGGAAAGUCAGAGGAUUGCGUUGAGUGUCGGGAUUGGAUUGGAGACGGCAGAGGUCUUGUUAUUGGAUGAACCAACCUCUGCUCUCGACGCCGAAUCUACAUCUCGAGUCGAAAAAUACCUUUUGAACAUGAUCCAUAGCGCCGAGACCGAUCUGAAGGCUAUCAUAUGGAUAACACAUUCCGAAGAGCAGGCCCAAAGGGUUGGAACGAGGUUUGUACAUAUCGUCGAGGGGAAGUUAGUUGAGGAUAGUACCGUACACGUGGAAGAAGGUUUCGAGCUCGGUGCGUUGACAUUUCAGAUACGAGUUUGCGUGCAUUCGUAA